Molecule: messenger RNA, 6240 nt
Organism: Onychostoma macrolepis
Lineage: Eukaryota; Metazoa; Chordata; Actinopteri; Cypriniformes; Cyprinidae
Product: neuronal cell adhesion molecule-like
Biological process (GO): cell-cell adhesion
Molecular function (GO): protein binding
Source: RefSeq, a predicted model, not a curated record
GUGUUUUAGCGCGUGCUGCUGGUCCCAGUUCAGCUGAGCCCUGCGCGUCCCCGAGGCUGCGCGCACCCGAGAUCCGCGAGUCCAGCAGUCAGUCGCAGCGCGGGACAGAGACGGACACGGACACGGUACCGGACGAGCCGCAGACCGGGUUUAUCAGGCAUCGGUGGUUCCACGCUCUGAACGUGUGUGUUUGUGUUUCCAGGUUCUCCUCAUCUGGACGCUGAAGCAGAUCUUCUCCGUGUUGUGUGUGUCUGUGAGCCGCUGCAGUCCUGAUCACGCUUGAGGGCGGGGCUAAACUCACUCCAGACGCAGCUCAUUGGUCACGAGGCCGUGAUGGACAGGCAGAGGGACGGCCCAUUGGCCCUGCUGCUGCUCUUCCUGGGUCACAUGAUCACGGCGCUGGAGGUUCCUCUGGACCCUAAACUUCUGGAAGAGCUGCCGCAGCCUCCCACAAUCACCCAUCAGUCACCGAAGGACUACAUCGUAGAUCCGCGCGAGAACAUCGUCAUCCACUGCGAGGCCAAAGGCAAACCGCAUCCCAGCUUCUCAUGGACCAGGAACGGGACGCAUUUUGACAUCGAUAAGGACCCUAAAGUCCUGAUGAAGCCUCGCUCAGCGCUGGUGAUGGACAUCAGCGGAGGAGAGAGGACCGAGGCGUACGAGGGCGUCUAUCAGUGCUCCGCUCACAACGAGCUGGGCACCGCCGUCUCCAACAGCAUCUUCAUCCGCCAGUCCAGAUCUCCUCUGUGGUCUAAAGAGAGAAUCAGUCCAAUGAUUGCAGAGAAGGGACAGUCUUUAAUUCUGCACUGCCGCCCCCCCGCCGGCCUCCCGCCACCCAUCAUAUUCUGGAUGGACAACAAUUUCCAGCGUCUGCCGCAGAGCCGGCGUGUGUCUCAGGCUCUGAACGGAGAUCUCUACUUCUCCAACGUCCAGCCGGAGGACUCCAGGAGCGACUACAUCUGCUACGCCCGCUUCCCGCACACGCAGACCAUCCAGCAGAAGCAGCCCAUCAGCGUCCGUGUGCUCGACAUGGAUUCACUCAAUGACACAGUGGCAGAUUAUUUCAAUGACACUGAUUUGUUUAGUGAUAAACCCGCAGAAGAGCGAGCGCCGGUCUUCAUGGUUCCCAGCGAGACCGUCAGCUCUAAAAUGGUUCUGAGAGGAGAGGUUCUAGAGAUGGAGUGCAUCGCUGACGGCCUUCCCACUCCUGCGGUCUCAUGGGUUAAACGCAACGGUGAGAUUCCCAGCGGACGAGCGUCCUUCCUGAACUUCGAUAAGACUCUGCGGAUCACGGAUGUGUCGGAGGCGGAUGCUGGAGAAUAUCGCUGCAUCGCCAAGAACCGGCUGGGCUCUGUUCACCACACCAUCAGAGUCACGGUUAACGCGGCUCCGUACUGGAUCAGCGCUCCCAGGAAUCUGGUUCUGGCUCCGAAGGAGAUGGGCAGCAUCACGUGCCGGGCCGCCGGACACCCCAAACCCAGCAUCCGCUGGCUGGUGAACGGUCUGCCCAUCGAGGACGCUCCUAAAGACUCCAGCAGGAGAGUGGAAGGAGACACCCUCAUAUUUUCCGAGGUUCAGACGGGAUCCAGCGCUGUUUACCAGUGUAACGCCUCCAACCAAUAUGGAUACUUGCUGUCCAACGCAUUCGUCAACGUACUGGCGGAGCCGCCCAGAGUCUUGACGCCACCUAAUAUAGUCUAUCAGGUCAUUAUGAACAAACCUGCGCUGCUGGAGUGUGUGACGUUCGGCUCGCCCGUCCCGACCAUCACAUGGUUUAAGGACAGCCGCUCCAGCAUGUUGGAGGGAAAUGCUUAUGUCUUCCAUGAGAACGGAACGCUGGAGAUCCACAUGUCUCAACCCAUAAACAGCGGGAAAUACACCUGCGUGGCCAGGAAUAACCUCGGCAUAUCGGAGAACCACAUCUACCUGGAGGUCAAAGAGCCCACGAGGAUCCUGAGGCCGCCGGAGUACCGGGUGGUCCAGAGGAAGCGGGAUGUGGUGUUCGAGUGUAAAGCCAAGCACGACCCGUCUCUCGUGCCCACCAUGACCUGGCUGAAGGAUGACGGAGAGCUGCCUGAUGAUGAGAGGUUUAGAGUGGACUCGGACAGUCUGACCAUCACAGAUGUCACAAAGAGCGAUGCAGGGACAUACACGUGUAUCAUGAACACCACGCUGGACCAGGACUCGGCCAGUGCUCAGCUCACAGUGGUCGGGGCCCCGCCCACUCCUGCAGUGAUCUACGAGCAGCCGGGAGCACCGUCCGAUCUGGAGCUGACGGAUCCGGGAGCGAGAAGCGUUCAGCUCACCUGGACACCUGGAGAUGAACACAACAGCCCUAUCAAGAAGUUCCUGAUCCAGUAUGAGGACGCUCUUCACCAGAGCGGCGUGUGGCACAAUCUGACGGAGGUUCCUGGAACCAAGACCACGGCUCACCUGAAGCUCUCUCCAUAUGUCCACUACAGCUUCAGAGUGCUGGCGCUCAAUGAUGUGGGCUUCAGCCGACCCAGCAUGCCCUCGCGCCAGUACAGGACCAGCCCCGCAGCUCCUGACGAGAACCCCACAGAGGUCAAAGGUCACGGCACCGAACACAAUAAUCUGGUCAUCAUGUGGAAGCCGCUGACGCCUCUGCAGGCCAACGGUCCCGGCCUGCAGUAUGAGGUCAAGUGGCGUCAGCAGGACAUGGAGAAGGACUGGACGUCGGUCAGUGUGGCUAAUGUCUCUAAGUUCGUUGUGUCGGGGACACCCACGUUUGUGCCGUACGAGGUGUUGGUUCAGGCGGUGAAUGAUUAUGGUCCCGGACCCAAACCCAGUGCUGUGAUCGGAUACUCCGGAGAGGACUUUCCGUCGGCAGCUCCUAGUGAUGUGCGGGUCCUGGUGCUGAACAGCACGCUGGCCGAGGUGCGCUGGAGCCCCGUUUCGUCCGAAUCCGUGCGCGGGCGACUGCAGGGAUAUAAGGUGCAUUACUAUCGUGAGCGCAGUUUACACCGACACAACUCUCAUCACGGCAAACAGAGGACUGAGAUCUUCAGCCCCAACAAAACCAGCGGGAAACUGCCCGACCUGCUGCCCUACAGCGUCUACAACCUGCACGUGACGGCCUUCAACGGCCGAGGAGAAGGUCCUGCCAGCGUCCCGCAGCGCUUCGAGACGCCCGAGGGCGUUCCAGGCGCGCCGUCCUUCUUCAAGGUUUCUGCUUUAGAUCUGGACUCUCUGACGCUGGAAUGGGGUCCACCUCAUGAGAGGAACGGCCGUCUGUCCGGAUACACCUUCAAAUAUCAGACCGUCGAUAGCAAAAAUGAUUUGGGUCUGCUGGAGGAGCUGGAUCUGCCGUCCAAUCAGAGCAGCUUCACGCUGCAGAACCUCCCUCACAGCACACGCUACAAGUUUUAUAUCAGUGCCAGAACGCAGAGAGGAGUCGGUCCUGCGCUCACUGAGGAGGCCGUCACCAUCCUAGACAGAGCGCCGCCGGUCGCUCCAGCGUUUGGGAACGUCAGCUCAUCCGUGAGCGAGGACGGAGCUCUGAUCAGUUGGGAAUACUGGGGCCCCGAGAAACACCUUUAUGUUGAAUAUAUUAUAGACAAGAGUGAUGAAGACUGGCACAAAGAGAAGGUCAACGGCUCUCAGUUCCACGUUCUUAAGGGUUUGAAGAAAGGUUUGGCCUACAAGGUGCGUGUGGUGGCCCGGGGUCAUGACGACCGAGCGGUCCAUCACUCUGAGGAGCUGUUGGUUAAGGUCCCAGCGAUGGUGAGUCCGCAGGUGGACAUCGCCACUCAGGGCUGGUUCAUCGGUCUGAUGUCGGCCAUCGCUCUGCUCAUCCUCAUCCUGCUCAUCAUCUGCUUCAUCAAGAGGAACAAGGGCGGCAAAUAUCCAGUUAAAGAGAAGGAAGAUGCUCACGGAGACCCGGAGAUCCAGCCCAUGAAGGAGGAUGAUAUCACGUUUGGAGAGUACAGUGACGAGGACCAUAAACCGCUCAAAGGGAGCCGAACGCCGUCCAGCGGAACCGUUAAGCGCGACGGCAGCGACGACAGUUUAGUCGACUACGGAGACUCCGGAGACACGCAGUUCAACGAGGACGGCUCGUUUAUUGGACAGUAUAGCGGGAAAUCGACGCAUGACAGCUCCGCGCCGCCGUCUCCGGUGAACGCCAUGAACUCAUUCGUGUGAGAUCCGCUGAUUCAUGAACCACGCUUCAGUUUACUAGAGACUAAACGAGCGCGACUGAAGCAGACUGCUGUGUCUGUAUGGAUCUCGGAGGACCAUUAACCAGGCUGUGUUCACAAUAGCACACUAUCAUACUACUGCAGUAUGUACUAUUAUGCAAUCAUCUAGAUAUCAGGCAAAAAUAUAAACAUUUACAUUUAUGAGUUGAUCACUCAGACGGAAUUUAUACCAGUUCCCCCAAACUGAAAAUGUGCUCACGCUCAGUUCAUCUGAGAUCAGGACGAGUGUGUUUCUUCAUCAGGUUUGUAGAAAUGUGUCUCUGCAUCAGUGUCUCAGCAAUGGAUGCUCUGCAGUGAAUGGGUGCCGUCAGAUUGAGAGUCUGAUAAAAACAUCACACCACUUCAGUCCAUCAGUUAACAUCUGGAGAAGACAAAAACUGAAACUAAUCCAGCAUUAAGAUGUUUUUAACUAAAAUACAUUGAGUCUGUAAUCCAUAAUAACGCUUCCUCCAGUGAAAAGUGUUCUGGUCUGAAUCAGGAGAGAAAUCUGCAGAUCAAAACAGUCAAGAACAGCUCUAAACAAAUAUGUGGCUGGAUUUUAAUGUGAGAGACAACAACAGAUGCACUUCUUCACUGAUGGAAGCGUUAUUAUGGAUUUAAUGGGCUUCUUGUUAAAAAUGUCUUGAUGGAUUGGUUCUGACGGCACCCAUUCACUGAAGUGGAUCCAUUGGUGAUGCAAUGCUACAUUUCUCCAAAUCUGAUGAAGAAACAAACUCAUCCUGAUCUCAGAUGACCUGAGGGUGAACACAUUUUCAUUUCUGGAUGAACUAUUCCUGAUGUGACGGCAGCAGCACACUACGUUCAGUGUUCAGCGUUGAUCAUGUGAUGAUGCAGUAUGCUAGUAUAAUAUUACGAACGCAGCUGAUGUAUCCAUGCAUGAUGACAAUAUUCUACUCUUCCACUCAGAGGAAUCUGCUUCUGAGAGAUGGAGACGCUCUCACUGUAUUUCAGGGCACUGCUGCGGUGUUUAACGCUAAUAACAGUCCCAGUCUUCGAGCGCUUAAACUCUCCUGUAGACAAAGUCAGGUGCUUCCAGAGCAUCAUCUUGACCUGCAUGUGAACCUGUGCAGUUCCCAUAGCAACCCAACCCUGUGAUGCUGAGAGGAACCUGAUCAUGAUGAUGAUGAUGCUUCAUCUGCGUGACUGUAAACGUCAGACAUCAGUUCAUAAGCUAAUGGAGGAUCGUCAUCAGGCCAAUCCGGGCGCUUUGAAAUAUUCACAUGUAGAAAUGAGACUAGAAUUCAUCAGAGGACAUUUCUAUAGAGUGAAUCCCACACUGACUCAUAUUUCAUCCCAAAAUCAAAAUGUUUGAAAUUAUAUUUUACAUAAAGAGAAUGAAGCCUGUUUUUAGAAUCAUUUGUUAUUUUUUAGAUUAUGACAUUAUAAUAGUUAACUGUUUUAUUGAAAUUCUCAUUAAUUGUCCAUUUAUUGUGAUUUAAAAAAAAAAAAAUGUUUCUAAAAAUAUGAUUAAUUUUCAUGAUGUCUAAAAUAUAAUUUCUAAUUUUUGAUUUUUGGGAUCUUCAUAUAAUUCACUCUAUUUACACUUUGCCUCGUUCAGUUUUUGUAGAUCGUCAGAAUGAACAGUGAGUGAGUGUGUGUGUGUGUGUGUGUGUGUGUGUGUGUGUGUGUUUGAAAGAGAUUUUUAUGCUUUUUUCAUAACUUGCAUCAAGUUUGAAUUUGAAAUGUUAAAUGUUGUUUUGUAAAGAUAUUUUGUUACUGUAAAUAAAGUGAGUGUUUGUGUGGCUUGAGAACUGAAGUGCAGGUGAGAAGUGUGUGUGUGUGUGUGUGUCAGUGUUUUACUCCCAGCAGCAGUAUUUAUCUCUUCUUUCAGUCAGACUGUAUUGUACCGCAGCUCUUCAUUCUCUCAGUCUUUGUAAAAGGGAUUUUGUACUUUAAUCUCAGAAGUGUUAGAUAUUUACUAACCUCAAAUCUCAUUUUAUUCAAGUUUCACUGGAUGAUAUUUCAGCCUCUAUAUAUAAUAUUCAUAAUAAUAUUGAAUGAAUAAAUGUAUUGCAUUAUA